UCUGGUCGUCCGCAGAGAGCCGCCGCCGCCGUCUGGGUCCCCGCCCACCUCUCUUCUCUCCUCUUUUUCUGUUCACAACGGGCCUGAGCGAUGCAGCUGAGCCCGAGGCCCGCGGUGCUGGGGCUGCUGCUUCUGUACGCAGCGGUGGCCGGCGCCAGCAGCGCUGAGGAGCUGCACUACCCGCAGGGAGAGCACCGCUCGGACUACGACCGCGAGGCACUGCUGGGCGGCCAGGAUGAAGUCGAUGAAUACGUUAAACUCAAGCCCGAAGAGCAGCACAAAAGACUGAAGUCAAUCAUAAAGAAAAUUGACUUGGACUCAGAUGGCUUUCUCACCGAAAGUGAACUCAGUUCAUGGAUUCAAAUGUCUUUUAAACAUUAUGCGAUGCAAGAGGCAAAGCAGCAGUUUGUCGAAUAUGAUAAGAACAGCGAUGAUAUUGUGACGUGGGAUGAAUACAACAUCCAGAUGUACGAUCGCGUGAUCGACUUUGAUGAGAACACCGCUCUGGACGACGCGGAGGAGGAGUCCUUCAGGCAGCUUCAUUUAAAGGACAAGAAACGAUUUGAAAAAGCUAAUCAAGAUUCAGGUCCUGGUUUAAAUCUUGAAGAAUUUAUUGCUUUCGAGCAUCCUGAAGAAGUUGAUUAUAUGACGGAAUUUGUCAUUCAAGAGGCUUUAGAAGAACAUGACAAAAAUGGUGAUGGAUUUGUUAGUUUGGAAGAAUUUCUUGGUGAUUACAGGCGCGAUCCAACUGCAACUGAAGAUCCAGAAUGGAUACUUGUUGAAAAAGACAGAUUUGUCAAUGAUUAUGACAAAGAUAGCGAUGGUAGACUUGAUCCCCAAGAGCUAUUAUCUUGGGUUGUACCCAAUAAUCAGGGCAUUGCCCAAGAAGAGGCUCUUCAUCUAAUUGAUGAAAUGGAUUUGAAUGGUGAUAGAAAGCUCUCUGAAGCAGAGAUUCUGGAAAAUCAGGACUUGUUUCUUACCAGUGAAGCUACAGAUUAUGGCAGACAGCUCCAUGAUGAAUAUUUCUAUCAUGAUGAACUCUAAUCCCUACCUAUGUUUGAGUAGAGUACUGACUCCUUUUAUAACUUGUUACCAGCUUUACUUUUGUGAGGAAAUAUUGAUGUUAUCAGUUUUACACACUAAGUCUUACUCAGUCAAAAUCAUUUUAAUGUAAAUUAUAAUUUUGGCCUUUUAG
Molecule: messenger RNA, 1195 nt
Organism: Elephantulus edwardii (Cape elephant shrew)
Lineage: Eukaryota; Metazoa; Chordata; Mammalia; Macroscelidea; Macroscelididae
Gene: RCN2
Product: reticulocalbin 2, EF-hand calcium binding domain
Exons: 7
Coding region: 91-1044 (317 amino acids)
Cellular component (GO): endoplasmic reticulum
Molecular function (GO): calcium ion binding
Source: RefSeq, a predicted model, not a curated record